AUGCUCCGUCUCAGUGGCUCCCAGAUCCUCCUUACUAACAGGGACGUCACACGUACGCUGAACCCCAAACGAACCCGUCGGCCUCCAACCUACCUCUACACCAAAGGCAAGCAACCUAUCAGAAACCCUCCAUACCCGCCUCCAUCUAUCCCACACAUCAAUACAUCUCGUCCAAGUGUCCCAUCUCCAUCUACCCUCAUUGCGGGACAAUCGGACAGAAUUCCACCUCAAUUGCCAGCACCGGUUCGACCGAAUUCUCCCGAUUGGUCUACUUCCUCGGAUACUGAAAUCUCAUCUUCAGCUUCGUCCUCUUCAUCCUCAGACACCAACAUGCCAGAACAAUCCGCUCCUACUCCUUCCACGGAUGGUGCCGAUGAUGAAAUGGCGACCACCUAUCUUCGUGAGGUGCGACCUUUCCGACAGGUCGUUUCGCUUGAAACCAUUGAUUCGUUUCCAUUCCUUCCCUACAGGCCUCCUCCAUCGUUGAUGUUCGACAUCUACGAAGACCCAAUCUAUCAGAUUCAGAAUCCGGUCGAUGCCUCCCGAACUCUUGAUCCCUAUGACGACUGGGACCCUCAGCCUUUCCCAUACCUCGGUAGUUCCUACUACCAGGAGGCGUACGCCGAAGAUUCCUAUGCAAACGAUGAUUUCGAGAACGCUGACGAGAACGCUUGGGCUGGCGAAGACGAAGAUGUUGCUGGCGAUCAAAAUGGAGAUGUUGAAGAAGACGAAGAUGAUGAGGAAGUGAUCAUCCUUAACGAGGCUUUCUGGGAUCCUGAUACAAUACUUGUCGCCGAAAUGCAAGCUACAAACAACGGCGCUCUCAGGAUUACGGUAGAGCGAAUUGGAACUCCACCUGCUCAGUAG
This is a messenger RNA of Orbilia oligospora ATCC 24927, 867 nucleotides long. RefSeq lists its product as uncharacterized. The record is from RefSeq and is a predicted model, not a curated record. Lineage: Eukaryota; Fungi; Ascomycota; Orbiliomycetes; Orbiliales; Orbiliaceae. The transcript has a single exon. The coding region runs from base 1 to 867 and encodes 288 amino acids.